CCCGACAUUCCGGCUUCUUCUCGCCUACUACUACACCCGCUCCGCCGGCACGGAUGAGAUGGUGGCUAACUCGGCGUGGGUCGACGUGGAGGACAAGUGCCGUGGACGGGUGGAGAUGAGGGAUCUGGAUGAAGAGUACAAACCCGGCAGCAAGUUCGACCUCCACUUCUCCACCAAUGACGCUGCCAACGUCUCCUUUGUUGCAGUCGACUCUGCCAUGUACAUCCUGAACAACAAGUACCGGCUCGCUCCCAGGAAGGUGUUUGAAGCCAUGAAUUCUUACGACCUGGGAUGUUUCUACGGUGGAGGAGCGAAGAGUUCCGAUGUGUUCAUGGACGCUGGUCUGAGUUUCUUGUCCGAUGUCGAUGUGUCGGGAUUUAGACAGGACUAUACAUGCACAAAGCGAGUCGAGAGACAGAGGAGAGAAAUACGUCUACAGGAUCAAUUCUCCGGCAUACUGAGCGAGUACUCUGGCCUCAGGCUGAGAAAGUGUUGCCAGGCCGGCAUCUCCAAGAACCUGAUGUCCCUCAGCUGCGAGCAGCGGGCAGAGCACGUGAGGGAGAGCGACUGUCGCCAGGUCUUCAGGAGGUGCUGUGAACACACGCUGGAGGACAGGAGGACAAAGCCCCGAAAUAAGGGUCUGGGGAGAUCUCAGGUGGACCCCGAUGUGGUGGACAUUGGCGAGCAGCCCUUCGACGAGGUGUCAGUCCAUGUGCGGAGUGCGUUCCCCCAGAGUUGGCUGUGGGAAACCUUCUCAGCCGGACAAGCGGGCAACCACAGGAUAACAAGCGAUAUUCCUGAUUCCAUAACCACUUGGGAAAUUCAGGCAGUGGGCAUGUUUGAAAACCAAGGUUUCUGUGUCGAGGAGCCAAAGAAGAUGAAAGUGUUUCGACCAUUCUUUCUUUCCAUGAAUUUACCUUAUUCUGUGAAGAGAAAUGAGCAAAUGAUAGUGAAAGUAACCUUGUACAACUAUUCGCCGCAGACCGUUUCGGUCUUGGUCUACAUGAAGAAGGCGGAGGGUUUGUGCAGCUCGCUGGAGUCACGGGAUAACGCUGAAACGCUGACGGUCUCGGCCAACGGAGCGCAGUCCAUCGACCUCACCCUGGUCCCGCUGGUGGUGGGCAGUAUCCCCAUCCACGUGUUUGCCUUCAGUCACAGCGGCUCCCAAACCGAUGCGAUACUCAAGCACCUGCGUGUCCUGUAUGAAGGCAAUGUGGAACAAAAGGAAUGGAGCAUUGCUCUAAGUUCCAAAGAGAAAAGAUCCAUUGAAAUUUUGGAACGUCCACCGACCAACGUUGUCCCUGAUGCCAGAAAUUACCUGUACAUCAAACCCACCGGGACCAUCCUGGGUAACGCGGUGGAGAACUCGUUGAGCGCGGCUGGGAUUGACAAACUCAUCAGGGUGCCGACGGGCUGUGCAGAGCAGACGGCCAUGCACAUGGCCCCCACCGUCUUUGCCGUGGAAUACCUGGACCAGACCGAGCAGUGGCUCUCCCUCACGGCCGAACGCAAGGACGAGGCGCUGAGCCACAUCGAGACAGGCUACAGCAGAAUCUUGGGCUUCAAGAAAGAUGAUGGAUCAUACGGGGUGUGGCUAACUCACCCAAGCAGCACCUGGCUGACGGCGUUUAUUGUCAAAAUAUUUUCCAUUGUGAAGGUCUACUUGUCGGUGAACGAGAGGAUCGUCUCUGAGUCGGUUUCCUACCUGAUCAGGGCUCAGAAAAGCGACGGGCAUUUCGAAGACCCCCACCCCGUGCUAAUGAAAGUCAUGCAGGGAGGGGUCGGUGGAGCCGAGGGAGAGGUCUCUCUGACUGCCUUUGUGGCCGUGGCACUUCAACAUUUCCUCAACGCCUUCCCGCAGUCCAUCAACCCGUCUCCUGCUAAACUGGUAGGUCAUGCGGCUCAAAUCGGUAGCAAGGAAGGCGGACUCUAUGCUGGCAUUUAUUUCGAGAUUCAGAUUCAGAUUCAAUUUUAAUUGUCAUUGUCAGUGUACAGUACAGAGACAACGAAAUG
Messenger RNA from Leucoraja erinaceus (little skate), 2013 nucleotides. Its product is annotated as complement C4-like. Lineage: Eukaryota; Metazoa; Chordata; Chondrichthyes; Rajiformes; Rajidae. Gene Ontology annotation, biological process: complement activation. Gene Ontology annotation, cellular component: extracellular region. Gene Ontology annotation, molecular function: endopeptidase inhibitor activity. The record is from RefSeq and is a predicted model, not a curated record. The coding region runs from base 59 to 1975 and encodes 638 amino acids. The transcript has 15 exons.